This is a messenger RNA of Dioscorea cayenensis subsp. rotundata (Guinea yam), 2169 nucleotides long. RefSeq names its product mitogen-activated protein kinase 9-like. The transcript is spliced from 10 exons. Gene Ontology annotation, cellular component: cytoplasm; nucleus. The record is from RefSeq and is a predicted model, not a curated record. Gene Ontology annotation, molecular function: MAP kinase activity; ATP binding. NCBI's taxonomy places the organism in Eukaryota, Viridiplantae, Streptophyta, Magnoliopsida, Dioscoreales, Dioscoreaceae. The coding region runs from base 155 to 1939 and encodes 594 amino acids. Gene Ontology annotation, biological process: protein phosphorylation; intracellular signal transduction.
UCUCUCUCUCUCUCUCUCUCUCUCUUUCUCUCGCCGUCUUGUCUGAACGCUGGACUCGCAUGGUCAGCGAGGGAGAGAGGAAGAGAGGAAGAAGAUGGCAGGCCAAGUGGAGAGGGGCUGAAGGAGCUGGCAAUGCCGCAUCUCGCCGUGAUUUAUGGGCGCCAAUUCCAUCGUCGAUGGCGUUCGUCGGUUGUUCAAACGCCGCCACAAUCCCACUUCUUCAUCUUCUCAAUCUCAAUGUUCGGAUCUCAAACUAGACAAGGACGAGCAGGAUCACAGCGGUCUCAGACGCCUCAAAGUUCCUAGACGAGUUUCCAUGGCCGCCGUUGAUCCCCACAAGAAGAGCAUGCUUGACAAGGAUUUCUUCACCGAGUAUGGUGAAGCAAGUCAAUACCAAAUACAAGAGGUGAUUGGCAAGGGCAGCUAUGGAGUAGUUGGGGCAGCAAUAGACACGCACACAGGGGAGAGAGUGGCGAUCAAGAAGAUCAAUGAUGUAUUUGAGCAUGUUUCAGAUGCCACACGCAUUUUAAGAGAAAUCAAGCUUCUCAGGCUUCUCCGCCAUCCUGAUAUUGUGGAGAUAAAGCAUAUAAUGCUUCCUCCAUCACGGAGAGAAUUCAAAGAUAUUUAUGUUGUUUUUGAGCUGAUGGAAUCAGACCUCCACCAAGUAAUAAAAGCAAAUGAUGAUCUCACACCUGAACACCACCAGUUUUUUCUGUACCAGCUACUAAGAGCUCUAAAAUACAUUCAUACGGCAAAUGUUUUUCACCGAGACUUGAAGCCAAAAAACAUCCUCGCUAACGCAGACUGCAAAUUAAAAAUUUGUGACUUUGGCCUUGCCCGUGCAUCAUUUAAUGAUGCGCCAUCGGCAAUUUUUUGGACUGACUAUGUAGCAACAAGGUGGUAUCGUGCACCUGAACUAUGUGGCUCUUUUUUCUCCAAGUAUACACCCGCAAUUGAUAUAUGGAGCAUAGGAUGUAUUUUUGCUGAAAUGCUAACAGGCAAGCCGUUAUUUCCUGGCAAAAAUGUGGUGCAUCAAUUGGAUCUCAUGACUGAUUUGCUUGGUACUCCUUCAGCUGAAUCCAUAGCAAGGGUCAGCUUACUCUCUCAUUUAAUCACUAUCCAUUUCUUUGCAUUCAAUGUGACUAAAAUAUGUCUAAAGUUUAUUUCUUAUUUUCAUGGUUCUUGUCAUCUGCAGAUUCGAAAUGAGAAGGCUAAGAGAUACCUGAGUAACAUGAGGAAAAAACCACCAGUUCCUUUCUCACAGAAGUUUCCUCAUGCAGAUCCUUUGGCUCUUUGUUUACUUGAACGCCUAUUAGCUUUUGACCCCAAAGAUCGACCUACUGCAGAAGAGGCACUAGCUGAUCCAUACUUUUAUGGAUUGGCAAAUGUAGAGCGUGAACCAUCUACACAGCCAAUCUCAAAACUUGAGUUUGAAUUUGAGAGGAGGAAAUUGACAAAAGACGAUGUCAGAGAGUUAAUAUAUCGAGAGAUACUGGAGUAUCAUCCUCAAAUGCUGCAAGAGUAUCUACAAGGUACUGAGCAUAUUAGCUUUGUGUACCCCAGUGGAGUUGAUCGUUUUAAGAGGCGAUUUGCUCAGCUUGAAGAGCACCAUGGCAAAGGUGAAAGAAGUAGUCCACUUCAAAGGCAGCACGCCUCUCUACCUAGGGAGAGGGUAUGUGCAUAUAAAGAUAGUGAUAUUGAGGAGCAGACCGUAGCUUUAGUCGCUCGAGCCAGUCUUGAAAGUCCUCCAAGGUCACAGAAAAGUGAGGAUUCAGAGCAUGAUGAGGCUAUAGAAAAUGGCCAAUAUAUGUCAAACUACAACACCCGGGGCUUGCUUAAGAGUGCUAGCAUCAGUGCUUCAAAGUGUGUAACUGUCAAUCAAAGAAAGCAAAUGGAGGAUGAAGUGAUCUCCGAACUCACAGAUGAAGAAGGAAGCUGAUGAUUUUUUCACAUUUUAACUGCCGAAAUCCUGACAGAUAAUCAUUAAGCAAUGAAAUGUUGUGCUUGAGAACAUUUUUUUUUCUCUUAUAUUUGGAUUCUGUUAUCACUCUCACUGUAAUAGAAUUAGGAAACAUUUUAUUUUUUACCGAAAUAUGUAACCUUUGCAAAGUUAAUCCCUCAACCUGCGCUGCAUGUGUUUUCAUCCACAUGUGUAGAGUUAAUUUCUCA